Molecule: messenger RNA, 1038 nt
Organism: Schistocerca nitens (vagrant locust)
Lineage: Eukaryota; Metazoa; Arthropoda; Insecta; Orthoptera; Acrididae
Product: syntaxin-7-like
Exons: 10
Coding region: 175-1038 (287 amino acids)
Biological process (GO): intracellular protein transport; vesicle fusion; vesicle-mediated transport
Cellular component (GO): synaptic vesicle; SNARE complex; endomembrane system
Molecular function (GO): SNAP receptor activity; SNARE binding
Source: RefSeq, a predicted model, not a curated record
CUCUUUCUUAAGGUGUGAAUAGGACUAUAUCAUGAAACAUGACACAAUAUCAUUUUCAGAAUUUGAGCAAGUGCACACAAAGGGAGCAGUGGAUCAGCUCUGCUGUGCAGUGGCAGAUACAGAAAAACCCCAAGGAGAGGGCACUAAAGGACAGAGUACAUAUCCUACAAGAAAAUGGAUUCACCUGAUAACCAUUUUCAGUCCAAUGAGGCUACCAUAAUAGAUAAUAAUAAGCAAAAAAUUACAGAAGAAAUUACUAGAACUUUGCAGGAAAUCUCCAAAAAUGUAUCAGAAAUGCAAAAGAUUUUUUCCAAGAUGGGAAGAGCCCAAAAUCACAGGGAAAUUGAAAACAAUUUAUCCCGACUAAUACAAUAUACAACAGAUCUCUGUAAAACAACCAGUACUAAACUGAAAGAACUGGCUGGACUAUGUACAUUAGGGACAUCAGUUGAUGAGAGAAAAUGGAAACUGCAGUUGAAGCGGCUGUCAGAUGAAUUUAUGGUGAUAUGCAAAGAAUUCCAUAAUACACAGAAAAUUAUAAGAGAAAAGAAAAAGAACCAAAUUACAUCAGGCUCAGAUACAGAAGGACAAUACUCAGAGCCAAGAUUAGAACAUGAAAAUGAUGUUGAAGAUGAACAGAUCCGAUUGCAGGAAUGGGAACUGAAACUCCGUUUUGUAGAGGAACAAGAACAAGAAGUUCAAAAACUACAGGAAGACAUACUGGUCAUCAAUCAACUUAUGAGAGAAAUUUCCUCAUUGAUUAAUGAACAAAGUGAGAAUGUUGACAACAUUGAAGCCAAUGUGGAAGAAACCACCAUACGUGUUAUUGAAGGAACAGAACAGUUACAGCAAGCAGCCAUUCACAAGAACCUCGAGUUUGCAGAUGGGCAGUGUGAAGAGUAUGGUUUCAACAAGAUGGUGCAACUGCACACACAGCUUGUAAGCACACACAGGGUAUAUCAAGUUCUGAAUAUAUGUAACAAGCUGAACUGCUUUGAAGAACUUGAGGAACUUGUUCAUAUUCCAAAUCAGAUGUGA